This is a messenger RNA of Hippoglossus stenolepis (Pacific halibut), 1754 nucleotides long. Its product is annotated as voltage-dependent anion-selective channel protein 2. Gene Ontology annotation, cellular component: mitochondrial outer membrane. Gene Ontology annotation, molecular function: voltage-gated monoatomic anion channel activity. NCBI's taxonomy places the organism in Eukaryota, Metazoa, Chordata, Actinopteri, Pleuronectiformes, Pleuronectidae. The transcript has 9 exons. The record is from RefSeq and is a predicted model, not a curated record. Gene Ontology annotation, biological process: monoatomic anion transmembrane transport. Bases 164 to 1015 code for a protein of 283 amino acids.
UAUAAUUCCGGGUCCUUCCGGCGCCGAGGUCAGGAGGAGAGAAGUGUUUGUUGCGGUGACUCCUUCACUUCGUCCUACACGUGUCUCCGGCUCCAUUCCGCCGCUUGUAUUCACCUCACAAGUUCACUGCAACACAACCAGCAGCGACAGUAACACUAGCACAAUGGCAGUUCCUCCAGUGUACGCAGACCUCGGCAAAUCAGCAAAGGACAUCUUCAACAAGGGAUAUGGUUUUGGACUGGUGAAGCUUGAUGUGAAGACAAAGUCUCCAAGUGGAGUGGAAUUUAAAACGUCUGGGCUGUCCAACAUAGACACCAGCAAGGUCACUGGAGCCCUGGAAACCAAGUACAAGUGGGCUGAAUAUGGGCUGAUGUUCACAGAGAAGUGGACAACGGAAAACACACUUGGAACAGAGAUUUGUGUUGAGGAUCAGAUCACUAAAGGCCUGAAACUCACUUUUGACACUACGUUUUCACCAAAUACUGGCAAGAAGAGCGGCAAGGUCAAGACAGCUUAUAAAAGGGAAUACAUUAAUGUCGGUGUUGAUGCAGACUUGGAUUUUGCUGGUCCUACCAUUCACGGAGCAGCAGUGGCCGGCUAUGAGGGCUGGCUGGCUGGCUACCAGAUGACCUUUGACUCAGCCAAAUCCAAGAUUACCCAGAGCAACUUCUCUGUCGGCUACAAGACUGGGGACUUCCAGCUCCACACCAAUAUAAAUGAUGGUUCAGAGUUUGGCGGAUCCAUUUACCAGAAGGUGAACGACAAUCUGGAGACGGCUGUGAAUCUUGCCUGGACAGCGGGCAGCAACGGCACCCGCUUUGGAAUUGCUGCCAAAUACCAGUUAGACUCCAGUGCUGCCAUAUCAGCUAAGGUGAAUAAUGCCAGCAUGGUAGGAGUUGGAUACACCCAGACUCUGCGGCCUGGUAUAAAACUCAUCCUCUCAGCACAGGUGGAUGGGAAGAAUAUCAAUGCUGGUGGUCACAAACUAGGUCUGGGCCUGGAGCUGGAGGCAUAAGGAUCUGCUCUGCUGUUUCAUGAGGAGAAGAAUAUCAGCUGAUUCAGUCCCUGGGUGUUAAUGUCUGGUCAGCAACAGAUAUUCUUAUGAAAUGAAGCCAAAACAAAAACACAAGCCGAGCUCUCAUGCACUGUUCAGAUGGAAAGCCUUCCAGUAGCCUCCUUUCAUUGUGUUUCCACUAUAUAGUCAUGUUUCAGUCAGAUGAAUGAAUCGGUUUAUUUUACCUAAUGAAGAAAAGCCUCCUCUGGGUGUUGGAUUGUGGUUUCUUGACUUUGACAAUACAGAAACGGUUAAAAAAACAACCACCUUGUUAUUUUGCUGAAGUGUGAUAGCGUAGAAUGUAAAUCAGAGCUGUUAUUUUGCACAAUAGAACACUUAACCUUAAUUUAAGCUCCUUCUCCUUUUGUGUUAUUUGCACAUUUCUUUAAUUUUUUUGGUAGCAACGUUCCGCCUGUUGGAAGAAGAACUCCAACCAUCCGGAUUGGCUCGUCUUCACGUAUCUACCCAGAGAAGCUUUAUCGUGCUGUGUGAUGAGUUUUAGAACCUCCACUACCUUAAAUAGCUGCUUUUAAGUUGCACAAAAUUGUAAAACAGAUUUUUAUUUUCCUGUGUGAUGUGAGUGAAAGAAUAUCCAAGUGUGUUAUCCAUCCCUCUUCUCAUCUUUGAGGACUGUGACACUUGAUCAGGAAACUGUUUGUGUGUUGGUGUAUCUACCUUUGCAAUAAAGUCCUGAAAUCAG